GGUGGGGGUGUUGUCGGCCGUGAGGGAGGAGGAGGAGGAGGAGUGGUGGUGGUGGUGGUGUUCUUGUCAGUUAGAGCAACAAAAUGGCCGCGGUGGCAGCUCCGCACCUCAGCGCGAGGGCCCCAGGAGCAGCAGUAGCCGCCGCCGCCGCCCAGCAGCAGUGAACACUUCUCAUUCGUUCUAUCGCCAGUCUAUUGCCCGAGCUGUCUCUUCGCCUGCAGUGCUCUGCUGAAGUCCCCUGGGAGGCCCGCCCGAGCCGUAGGCGGGAGCAGAACCGGCCCUGCGCUGUCUCCCGGGUCCUGCUGCAGAGCCGCGUCGCCGCCGCCACCCCUGCCGCACUUCGACUCCGGCUUUCAGGCCGGGGCUCGAGCUUUAGGCAUCCUUAUCUGAAGAGAAGGGCAGAUCGAGGACCUGGACCUGUCAGGAUCCGACGCUGCCGCUUCCUUGCUCUCUCUGCUGCCUCGGCCUCCUCCCACCCACUGCCCGGGCCGGACUCCUCGCAGGCGGGAACCCCUGCCUCUGGCCCCAACAUUUGACUCUGGGGAACAGAUUGGGCAGGGACUCUCUCCGCCUCGGGAGAACCAGCGAAACCCCCAGGCGGCUCCUGACAGGUUUAAGCCUCCUGAGAAGCUUGAACCGCGAACUGCAGCCACCGUGGGGCCAGGAACCGAGGGAGAAAGAGUAAGAAACAUAAGAAGAGGAACAUUUGAUGGAAGAAAAGAAAAAGAAAAAACAGGAAGAAAAGAAGAAGAAAGAAAGUGCUCAGAAAAAGGCUGCUGAUCAAAAAACCAAAGUGCCAGAACCUACUAAGACCAGUUCAAGCCAGCCCCAAUCUGCUGGUAUCAGUACCAGUACUUCCACCAGCACUAUCACCAAUAGCAGCAAUGGCAAACGUGCAUCUGCCAAUGGCCAUCAGCCAGCUGCAUCCCGUUACCUGCCCCGUGAGGUGCCUCCACGUUUUCGCCAGCAAGAACAGAAGCAGCUAUUAAAAAGAGGUCAGCCAUUACCUCCUGGGACUCUUACCAGUGUAAGCCCAACACAAGGUACUGGACAAGCAGGGGCAAGUCCUCCUCCUCUAACAGGAGUUAGUGGGCAGCAUCAUCCCAGUAAACUCCAGUCAGCCCUACAGGAUGAGGCUCCUGCUGUACAAAGCCGACAUAUUGAAGCUGAGAGCCCAGGCGAACAUAGAUGCAGACGUAGAGGCAGCUCUGCACACAAUGUAGCGUCUUCUAGGAUGGUUGGGCGACACCUUUCUUCAGAUCCCAGUCACAGUGGAUUGGUAGACCAUUAUGAAAAUUCCAACUGGGCACAGCAGCCUACUUUUAGAAGUGAAGCCACCUGCACCUGGGAUAAAGUGAUAAUAGAUAGGACUGACAAGGAGGCGUGGCCUUCCAUUACAGUAACUGAGACUGAAUCUGCCUCAGAAUGUACUACAGACAUUGACUCUGUCUCCAACUGUGGCCCAGAGAACAGUAGCAUGGCUACAGGGAGUGCCCACGGCAACUUCACUGGACAUACAAAGAAAAAUAAUGGCAAUAAUGGCGCAAAUGGAGCACUCGUCCAAAGCACUUCUAAUCAGAGUGCCCUUGGAGCAGGUGGAGCAAAUGGUAAUGGAAAUUCAUCCAGAGUGUGGGGUGUGACCACAGGCUCCAACUCUAAUCUAACUCACUGCUCUAUCAGUGGUGGGGAUGGAAAAAUGGACAAUAUGAUUGGAGAUAGUAGAAGUCAGACCUGCUGGGGUUCUUCCAACUCAAAUGCUGGCAUUAAUCUUAAUCCUAAUGCCAACCCAGCUGCUUGGCCUGUACUUGGACAUGAAGGAACUGUGGCAACAGGCAACCCUUCCAGUAUUUGUAGUCCAGUCAGUGCCAUAGGUCAAAAUAUGGGCAACCAGAAUGGGAACCCAACAGGCACUUUAGGUGCUUGGGGAAACUUGCUGCCUCAAGAGAGCACAGAACCACAAACGUCCACUUCUCAGAAUGUGUCUUUCAGCAUACAACCUCAGAACCUUAACACUGAUGGACCAAAUAACACUAACCCUAUGAACUCUUCACCAAACAAUAUCAAUGCAAUGCAGACAAAUGGACUGCCUAACUGGGGAAUGGCUGUUGGUAUAGGGGCCAUCAUCCCACCCCACCUACAAGGCCUUCCUGGUGCUAAUGGAUCAUCAGUUUCUCAAGUCAGUGGGGGCAAUGGUGAAGGGAUUAACAGUUCAGUAUGGGGGAUGUCUCCAGGUAAUCCUGCCACAGGAAAUAAUAAUUCUGGGUUCAGUCAGGGGAAUGGAGACACUGUGAACUCAGCAUUAAGUGCUAAACAAAAUGGAUCCAGCAGAGUGGAUCCAACUGUGCAGAAAGAAGGGAAUGGAGCAAAUGCAUGGGAUUCAGGGCCUCCUGCUAGUCCUGGGGUUCUUUCUUGGGGAAGGAGCAAUGGCAGCAAUGGUGCUGGUAAUAUACAUUCUGGAGCUUGGGGUCACCCCAGCCGUAGCACCUCAAGUGGUGUUAAUGGGGAAUGGGGAAAGCCCCCAAACCAGCAUUCCAAUAAUGACAUCAAUGGAAAAGGAACAAUGGGGUGGGAUAACCCUAAUGUUACUAACCAGAAUCCUGCCAUGCAGCAGGGCAAUGAACAACUGAACUCUUGGGCCAAAGCUGCCACUUCUGGUACUGCAGCAAGUGAAGGAAGCAAUGACAGUUCUGGAAGUCAAAAUGAAGGAAGCACUGGCAGGGAGGGAGCUGGAGAGAGCCGACGGAGAGACAAAGGAAUUAUUGACCAAGGGCAUGUCCAGUUGCCAAGGAAUGACCUUGACCCAAGAGUACUGUCCAAUACUGGUUGGGGACAGACUCCUGUAAAGCAAAACACUGCCUGGGAAUUUGAGGAAUCCCCUAGGUCUGAGCGAAAAAAUGACAAUGGAACGGAGGCUUGGGGUUGUGCAACUACUCAGCCUUCAAACUCAGGGGGGAAGAAUGAUGGGUCCAUCAUGAACAGUACAAAUACCUCUUCAGUAUCUGGGUGGGUCAACUCGCCCUCUGCUGCAAAUACAGGUUGGGGAGACAACAACAAAGCGCCAAAUGGCCUCGGGGGUUGGGGGGACUCAAUAAGCUCUACUGCUGUCAGUAAUGCUGCUGCCAAAAGUGGCCAUGCUUGGAAUGGGACUGUAAAUCAGGGGGACAAAUCACCUACCUGGGGUGAACCUCAGAAACCCAAAUCUCAAAACUGGGGAGAUGGACAAAAGUCCAAUCCAGGCUGGACUUCAGGGGGAGGAGAUUGGACAGAUUCACCAUCUGUCCUUGGAAAUUUGAGUGAUGGAAAGAAGAAUGGAUCAGGAUGGGAUGCUGACAAUAAUAGAUCAGGUUCUGGUUGGAAUGAUACAAGAUCUGGGACCAGUGGAUGGGGCAGUGGCACAAAUGCUAAGGUUAACCCAGGUACAAAUUGGGGAGAGUCCUUAAAACCUGGUCCCCAGCAAAACUGGUCUAAUAAACCCCAAGACAACAAUGUGAGUAACUGGGGAGGAGCUGCUUCUGUUAAGCAAACUGGAUCAGGAUGGGUUGGUGGGCCAAUACCAGCCAAACAGAAGGACAUUAGUGAGGCUACUGGUUGGGAAGAACCUUCUCCCCCCUCCAUUCGACGUAAGAUGGAAAUUGAUGAUGGUACCUCAGCUUGGGGUGACCCAAGCAACUACAACAAUAAAACCGUAAACAUGUGGGAUAGAAACAAUCCUGUAAUCCAGAGCAGUACCACAACCAAUACCACUACCACCACCACCACCACCACCACCAAUAACAACACAAACAUGGUUGAAAAUCUAUCACAUCAGUCAAGCACUCAGCUCAAUCGAUCUUCGCUGCUUGGUCCAGGCUGGGGCGACAUGCCUAAUGUUCAUUCAAAGACUGAAGCUUCUUGGGGAGAAUCAUCAUCUCCUGCUGCUACAGUAGAUAAUGGCACAGCAGCUUGGGGAAAGCCACCUAGCAGUGGUGCAGGAUGGGGAGAUAAUUCGGAGCCAUCAGGGACAUUUGGAAGAACAAGUGCCCCAGCUGCUGCCCCAGCCCUGUGCAAACAAGCUUCAAAAUCUAUGCAAGAAGGCUGGGGCAGUGGUGGGGAUGAAAUGAACCUCACUACCAAUCAGUGGGAAGAUGAAGAAGGAGAUAUGUGGAAUAAUGCUGCUUCACAAGAAAGCAACUCCUCCUGCAGUUCCUGGGGGAAUGCCCCAAAGAAAGGACUUCAAAAGGGCAUGAAGACAUCUAGCAAGCAAGAUGAUGCCUGGAUCAUGAACCGUCUGAUUAAACAACUCACAGACAUGGGCUUUCCAAGAGAGCCAGCUGAAGAGGCUUUGAAGAGUAACAAUAUGAAUCUCGAUCAGGCCAUGAGUGCUUUGCUGGAAAAGAAGGUGGAAAUGGACAAGCGUGGAAUGGGAGUGACUGACUAUAAUGGAAUGGUCACCAAACCCCUUGGCUGCCGCCCACCAAUUUCCAAAGAGUCUUCCAUGGACCGCCCCACCUUUCUUGACAAGGAUGGCGGCCUAGUGGAAGAACCCACUACUUCACCAUUUUUGCCUUCACCAAGCCUGAAGCUCCCCCUUUCAAACAGUGCACUCCCUAAUCAGGCCCUGGGUGGGAUUGCCUCAGGGCUGGGCAUGCAAAACUUGAAUACUUCUAGACAGAUACCGAGUGGCAAUCUGGGUAUGUUUGGCAAUAGUGGAGCAGCACAAGCCAGGACCAUGCAACAGCCGCAGCAACCACCAGUACAACCUCUUAACUCAUCCCAGCCUAGUCUUCGUGCUCAAGUGCCUCAGUUUCUAUCCCCUCAGGUUCAAGCACAGCUUUUGCAGUUUGCAGCAAAAAACAUUGGUCUCAACCCUGCACUAUUAACCUCGCCAAUUAAUCCUCAGCAUAUGACGAUGUUGAACCAGCUCUAUCAACUGCAGCUGGCCUACCAACGUUUACAAAUCCAGCAGCAGAUGUUACAGGCCCAGCGUAAUGUUUCCGGACCGAUGAGACAACAAGAGCAGCAAGUUGCACGUACAAUCAAUAACAUGCAGCAGCAGAUCCAGCAGCACCAGCGCCAGCUGGCCCAGGCCUUGCUCAUGAAACAGCAGCAGCCUCCCCCUCCACAUCUCUCUUUGCACCCAUCUGCAGGCAAAUCAACCAUGGAGAGCUUUUCAUCCCAUCCCCAGGGUCCCAGCCUGCCUGACCUGCAGACCAAAGAGCAACAGUCUUCAAUGAACACCUUUGCUCCUUACCCAAGUCUUGCUGGACUGAACCCAAACAUGAAUGUAAACAGCAUGGACAUUACUGGUGGUUUAUCAGUAAAGGACACUUCUCAGUCCCAGUCUCGCCUUCCUCAGUGGACACACCCUAAUUCGAUGGAUAAUUUAUCCAGUGCUGCUUCUCCACUUGAUCCGAACCCUAGCAAGCAUGGUGCUAUCCCUGGAGGCUUAAGCAUUGGGCCUCCAGGUAAGUCCUCCCUUGAUGACUCCUAUGGCCGGUAUGAUUUAAUCCAAAACAACGAAUCACCAGCCAGCCCUCCUGUAGCCGUUCCUCAUAGCUGGUCUCGUGCCAAAUCUGAUAAUGAUAAAAUCUCAAAUGGUUCCAGCAUUAACUGGCCACCAGAAUUUCAUCCUGGAGUGCCAUGGAAAGGACUUCAGAAUAUUGACCCUGAGAAUGAUCCUGAUGUCACCCCAGGAAGUGUCCCUACUGGACCUACAAUUAAUACAACAAUACAGGAUGUUAAUCGAUAUCUUCUCAAAAGUGGAGGGUCAUCCCCAACAUCAUCUCAGAAUGCCACGCUGCCUUCAUCGAGUGCCUGGCCUCUUAGUGCCUCUGGCUACAGUAGCUCUUUCAGCAGCAUUGCAUCCGCACCUAGUGUUACAGGUAAACUGUCAGACAUUAAAUCCACAUGGUCCUCCGGCCCAGUUUCUCACACACAAGCCUCUCUGUCUCAUGAACUGUGGAAGGUACCCAGAAACACUACUGCACCUACUAGACCUCCUCCAGGCUUAACAAACACCAAGCCCUCUUCUACCUGGGGUACCAGUCCACUUGGCUGGACCAGCUCUUACUCCUCUGGUUCUGCCUGGAGCACUGACAGUUCAGGAAGAACAAGCAGCUGGCUGGUCCUCCGUAACCUCACACCCCAGAUUGAUGGUUCUACACUGAGGACAUUAUGUUUGCAACAUGGUCCUCUAAUUACAUUCCACCUGAACCUGACUCAAGGAAAUGCUGUGGUCCGAUAUAGUUCCAAGGAAGAAGCUGCCAAAGCUCAAAAGUCUCUGCAUAUGUGUGUCCUAGGAAACACUACCAUACUGGCUGAAUUUGCUGGUGAAGAGGAAGUAAACCGUUUCUUAGCACAAGGCCAACCACUGCCUCCCACCUCCAGUUGGCAGUCCAACACUGGAACCAAUCAGACUCGUAUGGGCUCCACAAACAGUUCUCAUGGAUUGGUGCGAAAUGAUGCAGGCCACUGGAACACUCCAUGCCUGGGAAGCAAAGGGAGCACUGACCUGCUCUGGGGUGGCGUUCCUCAAUACUCCAGCAGCCUUUGGGGCCCUCCAAGCACCGACGAUGGCAGAGUUAUUGGAAGCCCUACACCUUUAAAUACUCUGCUUCCUGGUGACCUUCUCAGUGGAGAGUCUAUCUAGGAAAACAGAUCAAUGAAAUGGAAAUAACAAUCAUCAGCACUAAAGGAAAAAAGGAUAACCCUUUCCAGUUCAGGGCUUCACGAAGAAUCCAGCUUUAAUAGAUCAGACUGGCAGCCCUUUUUUAGUACCUCUGUCCAAUAUUGACUAAGAAACUCUGCCAAAGUCCUUGUGAACUGUUAUGAAAACAGUAUGGGCUAAGUUUGGUCAGUUUCACAUGCUAAUGACAGGUUGUUUUUUCCAUGGCUUUUUGUUUUAUGUUGUCUUCUGUUUAAAUGGUAUGUUUUGUGUUUUGUAUUUUUUUUAAAGUAUAAAAGCUGCUUAGAAUAGUUCUAUCAUGAAGGGCACUUUUCAGAUUGUGGGCUGGAAAGGGUUAUUUUAUCAAGGUGGGGAGGGGGAUGGGAGGGAGAAGUGAAAGCCUAUUUUAAAAUGAGCCUGUGACUAUUAUGCACAUUACCAGAGGUGGACCCAGUCAUCAGAAGGACAUAGAGCAUGGUUAUAUCAUUGGUACAGUAAAGUCAUGCAUCUGAAUGGUGACUCAUGGCUGUCAAGUACAGGUUAAAUGGGGAGGGGAGAGUUUCCUGUUCUCUGCUCCCAGGGAUCCGCCUAUGCACAUUUCCCUUGUUUGGUUACUUUUCCAUGUCAUUUUUUUAAACCCCCAAAAUAGAAAAAGUUUUAAAAAAAACAAACAUAUCAAACAUGCAAAUACUUGAAUCCAGCAGGCCAAUAAUGAAAUGUGAACACUUUCUAAUUUUACACUUCCAGGUUGACAUCAAUAUACAGAAACAGGCUCUAGGAAAAAAUUUCUAACUUCACAUACUAUGUGUGUGUUGGAACAGGUGUGUGUGUGUGAGUGUGUGUGUGAAUGUGUGUGUACACAUGUGUGUAAGAAGGAGUGUGAAUGAUUUAACAAUGUGUGGUUUUUUUCCCUUUUACUCAGUAUAUGCUUUUUUUUCCUCAUUGGUCAAAUGUUUAUUUGUUGUUAGCUUCUAACUUUGCACUGAGUGUCAGCAACCCUUCCCGUAGCUAAUCCUGUAUGUCUGAAAAAAUUAAUAGGAUGGGUCAAUGACAAUUCAUGUGUAAAUGUUUACUCAAGGACUCUGUUGUUGCGUUUAAAUUACAAUGUGUAUCUCUGGAGAAUAAUAUGUAUACCUACCUUUAGCAGCUUUUUAUUGUGGACUAAUGCUAGAAAAUUAUUACCGGAGUAUUGCACCAUUUUUCCAUUCGGGAUAUAAAGAUUUAAAAAAAAAAACUUUUUGAACUGUGGCCAUAGAUACUUGUAAAGAAUGGAUGGUUCCCUGCAAGCUGGAACAGAAACAAGCACUUGGGACAUAGGUUUAGACUGCUUUUAGAGGAGUCAGUGGUUUGGCUCCCACCUGUUUACAGACCUUUUUUUCUCCUUCAAACUUUAAAAUAAAAUUUUAAAAGGAAUAAAAAAAAGACUUCCAUCGCUAAAGAAACCUAUUUUCAGAAUGAAGAUAUGCUACUUCAGAGCUCUGGGAUUGAACAGUGUUGUUAUAUUAUCCUUUCUUUGGCCAUUGUUGUGUACUUUUUGUUAUUUUUUUUCUUCCUCUUCGUCAAAGUGAGGAAAACUUUGUGGUCACUAUCUUGCACAUGGUGGAAGAGGUCUCAGGAAAGCCGGGUUUCCCGAGGAGCAACUCCACACCAUUUCAUGUAUUUUUAAACCCAACUCCUAGCACUGAAGAUAUUAUUUAAAAAAAAACAACAACAAAAAAAGAGACACAAAAAAUACCUAAUCUAAUGUGUAGCAGUUACAUAUUUACCAAAUAAUGGACUCAAAAGAAAUAGAUGUUUGAAGAGUGCUUUAUAUAUUUAAAAAAUUGCUUUAUGUUUUAAAAAUGAUCAAUGUUUUGAUUGUUUUGAAAGGAAGAAAGACAAUGGAAUAACAUACUUUCAAAGUAUGUUUUUAAAAAUAUAUAUGAACAUUGUGCUCCCUGCCUGCUUGGAUCAGGAAACUUGUGCAUUACAUUUUUUUUAAUUAGCUUUUUAAUGGUUUUAUCAAAAAAAAAAAAGAGGGUCCUGAAAGAUGGCAAAUCAACAAAAGCUGGUUUUAUAGAGGAUCAUGAACUAUGCACAAACUGGGUUCAAUACUUUUUUCCUCAAGUUUUAGUAGUGUAUUUAGCUAAAUAAAACUUCCUCAGAGUAAUUGCAUCUCAUUGCCAUUACAUACAUUAUAUAUAUUUGAUCUAUGUAACUGAAUAUGUAUAUCAAAUAUAUGUGUGUGUGCUUAUAUACAUACAAUUUUCCAUGCUGAAGUCUAGCAUUGAGUUGUAGAAAACAACUGAUAUUUUAAAAAUUGGGGAUGGAAGUAAAAAAAUCUGUGUUUAAUUUUUGUCUUUUAUUUUGCAUUAAAGAUGUCUGUAACUCUGAGAUUUAAAAAAAAAAAAGUUUGUGACUUUUAAUGUUUUUUCCUCAUAGAAUGUGAUUGUUGAAGAACAUGCACCGAAAUUGCUUUCAAAAGUACGAAGCUUCGUUGAUACUUAAUAAAUUGCAAUUUUUUUCUUGGCUGUUCAAAUAAAUGUGACUUUUUUUUAAAAGCAAAGUAUAAAAAAUAUUUGUUGCUUCAUGUGUUGAAGUUAGUAAAAGAUCAGUUUUUGAAAUUUCCAUCCCUUUUGUAACACAGUUAAAUAAGUGUAGUUGCUAAGAGUGGAAUUUCAAUUAUUUGUGAUCUGAUUUAUAAGAUAUUAUUUUACACUUAAUAAAAAUCUUACCAAUAGUUACUGAUAGGAGUAACAGAUAGUACAAUAUUUCACCCCUAAAAAUCUGGCAUUUGUAUUUUCUCAUAUAAAUCUGUUGUCAACAAGCUAAUGAUAUGCAAUAGCUAAGAACAUUGUCAGAUGUCUGCUUAGAACUACUGUCAAACCAUUGGCUUAUUUCCACUUAUGAGCAAAAAACCUGUAUCAGGGAGAUCAACCUGAUUAACUUAGGAGUUAGCCUGAAUAAAAUUUGAUUGUGACAUCCUUUUACAAA
Monodelphis domestica (gray short-tailed opossum) is the source of this 9616-nucleotide messenger RNA. It is a transcript of the gene TNRC6C, whose product is annotated as trinucleotide repeat containing adaptor 6C. Gene Ontology annotation, molecular function: RNA binding; protein binding. NCBI's taxonomy places the organism in Eukaryota, Metazoa, Chordata, Mammalia, Didelphimorphia, Didelphidae. The record is from RefSeq and is a predicted model, not a curated record. Gene Ontology annotation, cellular component: P-body; nucleoplasm. Gene Ontology annotation, biological process: miRNA-mediated post-transcriptional gene silencing; positive regulation of nuclear-transcribed mRNA poly(A) tail shortening.